AAGUAAAUGAUGUAGGGUAUUUUGAAUAACAGUGAUAAAGUCGCAAGCCCCCAUAUUAUUGAAUAAUAAAUUCUUGAAGUUUUAAUGGAAUUACUAUUAAAAAAAUGUUAGAUUCUAAUGUUAGGACACAGAUAAACAUUAACAUGUGUAGCUUACAUUUAUUUCAAUAUGAUUAAAAUAAUAUAUAAAAGAUAUGAUAAAUAAAUUAUUUUCUUGUGACAUUAAGUAUAUUUAUCAAACUAGGUUGCUUGGAAAUUUCUUGUUGAAUUUAUAUUACAGGUACUUGCAUCAGCCAGAGUUGAAACAGCAGCAGAUUUUAAAACAAGUAUUUCAAAUUGUUUCAAAGAGAGGAGAUGAAGUGUGCAAUUUUAUAGAAGGAGGAGAUAUUUUAGGUGAUAAAAAUCUGAAAAUAAUUUAUCGACAUUAUGCAACUCUAUAUAUUGUAUUUUGUGUUGACCCUUCUGAGAGUGAACUUGCAAUAUUAGAUCUGAUACAAGUUUUCGUUGAAACGUUGGAUAAGUGCUUUAGAAAUGUCUGUGAAUUAGAUCUAGUUUUCCAUGUUGAAAAGGUACAUUAUGUAUUAAAUGAAAUUAUCACAGGUGGAUUGGUUGCAGAGGAUAAAAUGCCAAAUAUAUUGCAGGCUAUUGAGGAUCAGAAGAAAUUAGAAAAAAAUGAGAUUCCUGUAUUUUAUCAUGAAACUCAUUGAUAUGACAUCAUUUUGCUGUUGUGUGUUUCAUCUGGAAUUUGUUUAUUAUAUCUGUGCUAUAAAUAUGUAUGUAAAUAGCUGUAUUUGAAUGUGCUUGGAAAAAAAUUGAAAAUGAAGAUUAUUUCUGACCUGUCCAUCUCAUUUUGUAAAGUCAAGUAAGGUUGUUUAGUAGUGACUGAAUGAUCAGAUAGAGAAAUAGAUGUAUGGUAUAAAUGAGAAUUUUUAUUUGCAAUCAUAUAAAAAUGAAUCUGAAAAUUUAAGCUUUCAUCAGGUUAUUUUAAAUUGUGUUUGUCUUAUUUAUAAUAUUGCAGAAUUUAUCUAUGUUGACAUUCCAUCAUUUACUGUCACACGAACAAAACUGAUUUAGCAAAUAUAUGUACAGUACCUGAUGCUUAUUAAAAUCACUUCUGUUCCAAAAACUUUAUUAAGCAGCUGGUUUUAAUAGAUGGCAGUUAAUGUAUUAUAAAGCAUGAUAUCAGUUUUAAACUUUAAAGUAAUAACUAACAACUAAUUUAUUAUGUAAGCCAAAAAUAAUGAUUAAAAAUUAAUACAAAAAUUACACUAUCUACACAGUUUUGAAAUGCGUUUUUAAAAAUUUUUAUAAAAAUAUUUUCUAAUUAUAUUCUUGAUGAAAUUUUCUGUUUUAUAAACAAUUGUUCUUUGUUUUUUUUUUCAUAUUGUUCAACACCCAUUUUUUAUUUGUAUUUUCAACUUUUGGAAACUGCUAGUAGAUUUGGAUUAAAAUCAUUCAAUUGAAGAAUUUUUCAUAGAAUUUUUUUAGUGCUAUUUGAGAUUUGAUUGAUGAUGGCAUAUCAUUAUGUUUUUCUGUAUCAGUUUUGCUGUAAGUUUCUGCAGAAUUUUUAAUACUUUCAUGGUCAGUUUUUGCACACUUUGUCUCAAUAUUGUUGUGAAAUGACACAUUUUCUAAAAUUAAAUCUUCAUAGUAAUCACUGAUGUCUGAAACAUUAACCGUAGUUUGCAAUUCUUCUAAGGCUUCUACUUAAAAGCCACAUUUUCGAAAACAUAUGUCUUUGGCUAUAAUAUGUAUGGCUUCUAGCUGAGAUAUCGAGUUACUUAUCUUUUUCAAAGUGCUGGCAUUUUCACAAAAUUCAAUUUUGUUCAUCAUUUACUGAACCUGAACAACUUUCUGUAAUGACAUUUGAAAGCUUUCAUAAUGCCUUAAAAUUAAAUGCUGAGUAUUAGAAGUUAUAUUUGCAGAAGAGACACUAAUGUUUUUCAGAAAGAGCCCCAGUUUUCUAAUUAGCAUUUAGUUUUUUAUUUCUCUGGCUCAUUUCAAAAGAAAAUUAGUCAAAAUACUAUUUGAAACCCAUGAAUUCUUAUUGUUAUGAUAAAUCUUUGAUCUUUUUUCGAACAUUGAAGUUUUCUGCUUUUGUCCAUAACCAGCCAGUUAUUGACAAAACUGACCAGUUUUGUCAAGUGCGGCCUUAUUAAUUCUUGGGUACGUAUUGCAUGUUAACAUAAUAACUGACUCCUUCAGUUUCUUAAACCAACUACCAUUUCAUUUUUAAACAUUGUGUGUACUGUGGUAAUAUUAUGUAAUCAAAGUUAAAAGUGCCAGAGCCCUAUGGAAAAUCAUUGGGGGAAAAAGACAAAAAUAAAUAAAUAUCAUAUUUGUAAAAUAAUUAAUAACUAUAACUAAAACAAAAAAUAGAUAGUAAUUAAAAUAAAAAGGUAAUCAAUAUUUAUAAGUCAAUAAAUGUAAAGCGAUAAAUAAAAAUUCGAAAAAUUGUUUAGUUACUGAUAAAUAAUUAAAUAAUGAAAUAAAAUAUUGGGCUUCAUCUUAUUUGCGGCUCUGGCUGGAAUUAAAAUUUCUCUUAAAACAGAAAUAAUGGAAGUCAGACUCUGGGUGAAUUUAUGCCCUCAGUAUAAUGUUUUUGUUUAAGGUAUGAUGGGAAUAAAGCUCAUACUUUUUUUCAACACACCAGUUAGAAAUAGUUUAAUCAUCACUAAUGAGAACACAAUGCUCUAAACAGUGAUAGGAUAGAGAGGAAAUUUUAGCAGAGGAUGUGUAGGCAUGAAAAUAAAGACAUAAGAGUCUAAACUUUCCGACUAUGCUCCCUUGCUACUAUAAUUCCAGCACUCAAGCAGAAUGUGACUGAAGAAAGAAAUUUCCCAGAAUCUAGUGGUUAAUUGAGAGCAAAUUAACAAGUGAUAAUUUUCAUCUCUAUAUUUAGUCGCAUUAGUCCAAAAAUUCUGCAAGUUCUCUUUCUGCUAGAGGCCACUCAUAAAUUCACUGCACUUCAUGGAGAAUAAGUCUUUGAUAUGUGGGUGAGAUUGCUUACCAGCAGUCGAGUAGUAAAGCUGAAUGCUGGUAGUUCUGAUUUGGUGUCAAUUCCAGGUGAAUGGUCUGGCUGCAUGGUCAUUUUUGUGGUUUUCUCCAUUUAUAAUGUGUAUACAAGCCAGUUUUUCAUAGGAAGUCCUCCAUGAAGGCAUUCUCACUCCUUACACAGAUAGCCCUAGUGUGCUUUGCUGUAAUUAAGUAAACCAAAACCAAACCAAUUGGGUGAGACUGUUCUUUUCUUAAGUGCCUCAAACUCUGUCCAAGGAUUUGCUUCUCAUCCAAAAAGAGGUAUGUAUUCAGAAAUUACAAUCAAAGUUUCAUUUUACUUUAUUCAUUAAAAAAGUUUUCAAGACCAAAAGAACUUUAUGCUGUAAUUGUGAUUCAGUUGCAUAAAAAAAGUGCAGGGAAACCUAUUAUUUUAGACCUCUGGUGUGUGAAAUUACAGUUUAUUUCAAAAAUCAAGUAGUACUGGAUAAGGCUGCAGCACAGUUUAAGCUCUGCCUAUAAUGCAGUCCAGUAAUAAUGUCUGUAAUGAAUUUCAUAUGGCUUCUAUUCAUUUAGCAGUCCAAGUAAAGUGUCUUGUAUCCUGUUAUCAGCUUCAUGAUAAACUGUUCUUUCUUCUUAUCAUACAGUUUGUGAUGAAUAUUAUUGGAUUUGACUUUCUGCAACUUGUGAGCCUUACCAGUUGAUAUAAAAUUCUCUUCUAGCAUUUAGCAAAUUAGUGAAAGGAAAGAACUUUUUUAGUUUCAUAGUUUAAAACUGUUCUGAAAAAAAAAAAAAAAAAAAAAAAAAUUUUCAUGCUUCCUUGAGAUAUUUGCAUUUUUAAUUAGUUCUUCAGUAAUUAUUGUUACUUUUUAAAGUAAUCUGUAUGAUUCUGUUUGAGAAUUUUCCAAUUUAAAUGUAGUUUCUCUCUCUCUGCAAUUACCAAGAAUAUUAAAAUCUUUUUAACAGUUUAUCCUUUUCAUUCAGCCUUAAGUCUUUUCGCUUGGUAUUUCAACAUGUUAUAAGUUAAGCAGACGACAAAUUUUUAAAAAAAAAAAGUACGUCUUCCAAUGAUUUAUUCAAAAUUUAUUUCCUGUCAGCAGAAGCAUUACCCUUUGUCUGUUUUAGUUAAUUUGCAUCUUAAUAAUUAUAAGCAUGACCAAUGAUUUCCUUGCUUUAUCUGUAGUCUGCUGUUACUACUUCCUUUUCCAUUUAAAGACUCUUAAUGUAGAGUAAUGCUUAGAUGCAUUUCAUGAACUUUUUUACAACUCUUUGUGAACAUAAUGUGUCUGUUCCAAAACGAAAAUUCUUAAUGUGGAAAUUUAAGAGAUGGGAUACAAAAGUUGCAUUCCCACCUCCUCUCAGCUAGUAUGGGCAAAGAUCUCUAAAUCAGUGUCUCACAGGCACCUAGACAAGAGGGUAGGAAAAUUUCAGAUAAAUUCGUUUUAUUGAAGCAUUUACAUUUCUGAACCAUAAAGCUUCAGUCCACAACACAUAGAAUGAAUGAACUGUGAAAAACAUUGAUAGGGACAUAUAGUACAUUUUGGUUCUUUUGCCAGUCUGAGUUUAAUAAGCGGCGGAGAUGAGUUUAUUAAAUGAUAGUUUUCUCUCGAUUAAUGGGUAUUUGUUUUGGUUCGUAGAAAUUUGAACUUAAUAUAAGCAGCUGAGUUUAUUAACUAGGGAGUUUAAUAAGCAGAUGGUACUGUUAUGCUAAUAUUGUGAUUUUUUUUGUGUUAUGAAAAGUUUCACACAUGGCCAUAUUAAAUAAGUGCACAGUAUACCUAUGUGUAUUUUUAUAAAUAUUUUCAUAAGUAUUAGUUGUAUUUCAGAUUUCUAUGUGUUAAAUUUAUAAAUUUUUUGAGAAAUCUGAAGAAUUGCUGUUUCCUGAUGUAAAGUGAUUUUGUAAAUGAGCUUUGUAUUUAUACUUCUGUUGAAAACUAAUGCAGCAUUAAUCUGAAUGGAAAACUUGUAUAGUGAUAUUUAUAUUAUAUGCAUGGAUAACCACCUCCCUCCCCCCAAAAAAACUGCACUAGUCAGCCAGUUUCAUGGAAAAUGAUAAUUUAUGCUUAUGAUUACACUUUGUAUCAUUAUUUCGCUAUCUGUUACUUCCCAAGUAAAAAUGCUACAUGUUGUUGAAUGUGCAUAUUUCCAAAUUACAAAUGUUUUCACAUUAAAUUAAUUCUAAUAUAUUUUAUUUCCAAAAUUUAUAUUGUCUUUAGAUUUAAAAACUGCAGUGCAAAUACUUUUUUUACUUAAAAUUGUAAAUAAAAUCAAAUUAGUGCAUUUGAGAAUGUAAUGAAAAGUAUAAUUUUAUAUUGCAGUUUGUUUAAUGCCUAUAAUUAUAUAAUAGUUUUUCAAAUAUGGAUUUGUCCUCAUAAAACCGUUCAGAAAGUUUAGAUUUUUUAAUGUAUUUCAUAAUGUGGUUUUAUAGAAAAUAUAUGUGAGAUAUUGAUAAAUGAGAUUUUCAGAAAUUACAUUGAUGUUUUGCAGUGUUACAUUCCUUUUUCAUAAAAAAAAAAGAAACUAAAAUAUAAAUAAAUAGCUUUUUACUUUUCA
Stegodyphus dumicola is the source of this 5546-nucleotide messenger RNA. Its product is annotated as AP-3 complex subunit sigma-2-like. Lineage: Eukaryota; Metazoa; Arthropoda; Arachnida; Araneae; Eresidae. The record is from RefSeq and is a predicted model, not a curated record.